AUGGUCUCCAUUGUUGCCAUGGAGACCAAAAUACACACGGUGAAGGACUGGAGUCACACAUCCAGUUACCACAUUUAUUACAGCACCGGAGGUCAGGAGUGGAUAAACCCGGUUGAAAGAGUGCCCGCCCGUAUGCAACGCUCCUCGAAGAGCAGCGAACGCACCCGUUUACAAUCAGAAUCAGAUGUUGCUGGAGAAAUAGAGCCCAGAGAGACAUGGUCUAAUUCAAAUCCACCCAAUUCACAAUCAGAUAAUCCCAAAUGCAGUCCACCCAAUUCACAAUCAGAUAAUCCCAAAUGCAAGACACGGCUCGCUGAUGCUGUUAGAAAAAAAAGCAAACUGCUGAAACCACAGACAAACUCUCUCUUUGUUUAUACAAUUCGCCUCAAAGAGGAACAAAUCAAUGUUCCUGGGUGCAAGCGUUUCACUUUUGGGAAAGAAUCCACUAAACCUAAUCGUACCAUCAUGGUUCUCGGAGCAACUGGGGCUGGGAAGUCAACUCUGAUCAAUGGAAUGAUCAAUUACAUUUUAGGUGUUGAAUGGAAGGAUUCAUUUCGGUUUAAGUUAGUUGAUGAGGGUCAGUCGAAAUCACAAGCUGAAAGCCAGACUUCUGAAGUCACUGUGUACAAAAUCAACCACCAGGAAGGCUUUAAAAUCGAGCACUCUCUGACUAUUGUGGACACUCCAGGCUUUGGAGAUACACGAGGAAUAAAAAGAGACAAAGAGAUCACAGAGCAGAUACGUAAUCUCUUCACUGAUCCAAAUGCUGUCAAAGAAAUUGAUGCUGUGUGUUUUGUAGCUCAAGCUUCGUUAGCACGACUCACAGCAACACAGAAGUAUGUGUUUGAUUCUGUGCUUUCAAUCUUUGGUAAAGAUGUGGCAGAAAACAUCAGAGUUCUGGUGACAUUUGCAGACAACAAACCUCCAUCAGUUCUAGAGGCAAUCAAGAAAGCAGACGUCCCAUGUCCUAAAACAAAACAUGGGCUGCCAGUUCACUUCAAAUUCAAUAACUCAGCGUUAUUUGCAGACAGCAAAUCAUCUGCAGCAAACAGCACAGAUGAAGAUGAUGAAGAUGGAGACUUUGAUAAGAUGUUUUGGGACAUGGGGACAAAAAGUAUGAAAAGGUUUUUUGUUGCUGUGAAUGAGAUAAAAACCAAAAGCUUGACAAUGACACAGGAAGUCCUCAGAGAAAGACAGCAGCUCGAGAAUUCAGUUGAAAAUUUGGAGAAGCAGGUUAAAGUUGGGUCAGCCAAGCUUGAGGAGAUAAAAGAGACAACUGAAAUACUGAAAAAGCAUGAGGCAGAGAUCAGUAGAAAUAAGGAUUUUGAGUUUGAAGUCACCAUCAAAAAGCCCGUUCAAGUAGAUAAUUCUGGUUCUGGAAACUACAUCACCAACUGUCAGCAGUGUCACUUUACCUGCCACAAAAGUUGUACCCGUGGAAAUGAUGCAGAUAAAUAUAAAUGCACUGUAAUGGGAGCAGAUGGAAACUGUACUCAGUGUCCUGGCAAAUGUCAUUGGUCUGUACAUUUUAAUCAGAAGUACAGAUGGGACUAUAAGGAGGUUAAAGAAAAGCGAACUGUGAAAGAGCUGAAAGAAAAGUACCUAAAUGCCUCAGAGGCUAAGGCACCUGUUCAGGCUUUGAUUGAUAAACUAAAGGCUGAAUAUGACCGUGUGCAGGCAGAAGUGGAGAAUUUGACAAAGAGGUCUGUAAACUGUUUAAGCAGACUCAAAGAGAUAGCACUGAAGCCAAAUCCUCUCUCUGCUCCAGAUUACAUUGACAUGCUUAUUGAGGACGAGAAAUCUCAGGGCAAAGAGGGAUGGAAGAAACGAGUUCAGGACCUGAAGGAAACGAGAGGAAAAGCCGAAACCAUGGCUAAAGUAGACAGAGGAGAGAAAGUCCUGAAAAAAUAA
This is a messenger RNA of Scomber scombrus (Atlantic mackerel), 1911 nucleotides long. RefSeq lists its product as uncharacterized. The record is from RefSeq and is a predicted model, not a curated record. Gene Ontology annotation, molecular function: GTP binding. The transcript is spliced from 2 exons. NCBI's taxonomy places the organism in Eukaryota, Metazoa, Chordata, Actinopteri, Scombriformes, Scombridae. Bases 1 to 1911 code for a protein of 636 amino acids.